CAGCUCCCAGCACCCUUAUCUCCCAACUUUACCAACCCACCCAAUCCACCUUCAAAAUGACUGGCGGCAAAUCCGGAGGAAAGGCCAGCGGCUCCAAGUCCAGCGCCCAGUCCCGUUCCUCCAAGGCAGGUCUCGCCUUCCCCGUCGGUCGUGUCCACCGUCUUCUCCGCAAGGGCAACUACGCCCAGCGUGUCGGUGCCGGUGCUCCCGUCUACCUUGCUGCCGUCCUUGAGUACCUCGCGGCCGAAAUCCUCGAGUUGGCUGGCAACGCCGCUCGCGACAACAAGAAGACCCGUAUCAUUCCCCGUCAUCUUCAGCUCGCCAUCAGGAACGACGAGGAGCUGAACAAGCUUCUCGGACACGUCACCAUUGCCCAGGGUGGUGUCCUUCCCAACAUUCACCAGAACCUCCUGCCCAAGAAGACAGCCAAGCCUGGCAAGGGUCCUUCGCAGGAGCUGUAAGCGCAUUUUGCGUUUGAGUUCUUGCUUCAUCGGUGUUUCUUCAUGGGUCUUUUCGUCUGCAAUGAUAAUGGGAGUCUGACUGGGUUUGGGUUCACGGCUUUUCACGGGGUUAUACCAGAGCUGUAUAUUAGCUGGUCGCAUUUUGGCCAGAUGCUCACGAGCUGAAUAAGGCGAUAUCACUUCA
Molecule: messenger RNA, 645 nt
Organism: Didymella exigua CBS 183.55
Lineage: Eukaryota; Fungi; Ascomycota; Dothideomycetes; Pleosporales; Didymellaceae
Product: histone-fold-containing protein
Exons: 3
Coding region: 57-461 (134 amino acids)
Cellular component (GO): nucleosome
Molecular function (GO): protein heterodimerization activity; DNA binding; structural constituent of chromatin
Source: RefSeq, a predicted model, not a curated record